CUCCGUCAUCUCUCUCUCUCUCUCUCCCUCUCCCCCCUAUUCUCUCUUGUUUUGGUAUCGGGUUUGGAUCUUGAAAUCCUAAGAUUUUUUUGACCCGAUUUAGUUAUUUUUGCACUUUUUAUUUAUUUAUUUAUAAAUUCAGUCCUCUAGUUGAAGUGGAGAGUUAAGAAGGUUGCUUGGAAUGGGCAUUCAGGAGCAUAACGUAAGUACGGAUAUGGAAUCUUUUUCCCUCGAAACUCCAUCAAUAAAUGGAGUCCAGUCAGAGGAGAAUCAUUCAUCAAGAGAUGUAUUUGCCCCCAAGGUUAGGAAACCUUACACAAUCACAAAGCAGAGGGAGAGGUGGACAGAAGAAGAGCACCAUAAAUUUCUUGAAGCUCUGCGGUUGUAUGGCCGAGCAUGGAGACGUAUCGAAGAGCACGUAGGUACGAAGACCGCUGUUCAGAUUAGAAGUCAUGCUCAAAAGUUCUUCACUAAGGUGGUGAAGGAAUCGACAGCAAAUGGUGCAGGCAAGGUAAAGCCAAUUGAGAUACCUCCUCCUCGGCCUAAGAGGAAGCCAGUGCAUCCUUAUCCUCGUAAAUUUGGGACCUCUUCAAACAAUGGAACGCUCAAUAUAGGCAAACUAGGAAGGUCCUCGUCACCUAUUUUAUCUGGCUCUGAACAAGGGAAUGGGUCACCAACAUCUGUUCUAUCUGCAUUUGGUUCGGACACGAUGAGUUCGUUUCUCUCGAGCCUCCCAAAUAGUUGCACGUCACCUGUUACUUCUGCUGCUGGAUCAAAUGAACAAGAAACAUCAAUCGAGGAAGAGAAACAAAAUCAUUCACCCAUGGUAAACCUUCACUUUGGAGGCCAUGCUUCAUCAAAGGAAGUUUCAUCAAGGGAUGCACCAGUUCCUUACCUCAAGCUAUUUGGGAAAACUGUUCUGGUGGCGGAUUCACAAAAUCCGUCGCCUUCCAGCAUUGUGAAUAAUGUAACAAAUUCUGAGUCGCUGCCUGCUGUCGAUAUUGAGAAGCAAGAAAAGAAUCUGUGUAUAGAUUUAAGCGCUCCGAUUCUACCUCUUCUACCCGGACAGUUUUAUCCAUUUCCUUCUAAUUUUGGAGACUCCAUGAAAUCUUGGUGGGCAUUGUAUGGAAAAUUACCGCUUCCAUUUCUUCAUCAACAAAAUUCAAGUUCGAGACAAUUCCUAAGCAAUCAUACUGAAGCACUGAAGAACGAAACCUCUCGGACUGGUUCGAAUACUGAUUCAAUUGCUGAAGGAGAUCGAAAUGUAAAUAAGAGCGACGACAUAUUCAAGGACGCUACAGCUCUCAAUGGUAGGAGGGAUGGAUCGGAGAAGUCAUUGAGGGGGUUUGUGCCCUAUAAGAGGUGUGUUGUAGAUAGAGAAGGAAAGCAUCCUCAGGUGAAGAGUGAUGAAGGAGAGGGCCAAUCUGUAAGGUUAUGCUUGUAGUUUUCAAAGCUAGCCCUCUGUGUGACUUGAUUUUCAAGGGACAUUCUCCUCAAUAAUGGGGAGUUUGUUCAUUGAUUCUGUUAAGGUUUUUGUUUUUAUUUUUUGACCGCAAAAGGUCUUUUCUAUAGCAUAAUGUUUACUGUUGUAACUUGACAGUUUAACCAAGUUAGGUGGAAACCCUGGCUCCCGAACCCCAUUUUUUA
Molecule: messenger RNA, 1647 nt
Organism: Asparagus officinalis (garden asparagus)
Lineage: Eukaryota; Viridiplantae; Streptophyta; Magnoliopsida; Asparagales; Asparagaceae
Product: protein REVEILLE 2-like
Exons: 6
Coding region: 182-1444 (420 amino acids)
Molecular function (GO): DNA binding
Source: RefSeq, a predicted model, not a curated record